GCCCUGCGGGUGGGGGACAAGGCUCCCCAGCAUGCCAAGGUGGUGCUCCUGGGGGAGCAUCAGCUCCAAGCCAGCAGUGCACCAUUCACAUGUGCUCCCAGGCAGCGCCAGGGUUGUGUUGUCCCAUGCACUGUGCUUUAUUAAUAAUCCUGAGUACUUGUGUGAAGUCCUUGCUCUGGUGGGACGGCGAGGGGCAGUGGAGCAGAAGGGAACAGGCUUUGUCCCCCCGCCCAGCCCUGGGGGCGGUGCGGCACGGCCGGAGAUCCCAACCCACCACCAGCACAGCCCUCGCUCCUCAUCCAGCAUCCAGGAGGUGCAGGGCAGAGCCAUCCCUCUGGGCUUGCAGGGUCCCGGUGCUAUGCAGGGCCUGCUGCUCUGGGGGGGCUGGCUGCUGGCCACCAGCUACCUGGUGGGUGCCACGGGCAGCUGCCGGCACCGCUGCUGCCCGGGCAGGAACAACGUGUGCUGGGUCCCCAGUGCCCGCCGGGCUCACUGCUACUGCGACUCAUACUGCCAGAGGACAGGGGACUGCUGCCAGGACUACCACACCACGUGCCGCCGCGCCGCUGUGGGCUGCUCAGUGGGGCCCUGGGGGCCAUGGAGUGGGUGCAGCUCCCCGUGUGGGGUCGGCAGCAGGGCCCGCAGCCGCCAGGUCACCGUCCCGCCCCGGCACGGAGGGGAGCCCUGUCCUGACCUCAAGCAGCGCCGCGGCUGCCUGGGGGAGCACCCAACCUGCGGGACAGCCAAAGAGGUAGCCAAGAUACUCCCCAAGACCUUCAGCUGGGACUUCAGAGAUCCCUGGCGAAGAGCUGGGCUGCCACUGCUGGAGGAGCCCUCUGGCUCUCCCCUCCCCAGCUACUGCGGCUAUUUCCGCCUGACGCAGGUGGGACCCCCCUGCCGUGGGCAAGGCUGGAGCCGCCGGCUGCACCGGGACAAGCAGGUGUGUGUGGAAUGCUGGGGGGACAUGUCCCACCACCGUGCCCAUUGCACUGGACAUGGGCUGCAAGGAGCCAGGACAUUUUGGGUGGCUGCCUCUGUGGUGGGGUGCCAGGGCUCAUGGGUACAGGAGGGGCUGCAGGAGGGUUGUGUCUGCUCCCCACCCGCUCUCAUCUUCGUGUAGGAUCUCCCUGGGAAGGUUUGCUGCUCACCCUUGUAUCCGACUCCCUGUGUUUACCAUUAAAUACUUUGUUGAAGAAUGGGAAGAAAAUCCUUCUUAUAAAGAUUAAAAAUAAGGGAAAUGCUGAAGUGUGGUGAUUAAUGGUAGAAGAACAUCACAAAGAGGUUAAAUCUGAGUGAGAAGAUGAUUGCAGCAGUGACAUGAUGUCAUGCUCAGCCAUGACAUCAUGCCAUGCAAUCAGCUGCCAUUGGCAAGCAAUAUGAGGAUGGAGCAUCUGAGAUCACUCCCUGGAGUGAAUGUUGGGUGAGCUGGGCAGAGUGACUCAGCUUUGUGCUGUGGUUUGCAGACAGGAAUUAAACAGAGACACCCAAAACCUGCACAUUGGGUGAUGGUGCCAGAGGGUGUCCAGUUCCAGCUGUGGGGCUCAGCAGCUCCCACUGGAGGGAGUGAGGCUGAACUGGGUGGUGCUGGUGCCCUUCCUCACUCAGCUUGACCUCAUUGGUGGGGUCCCUGGUCCAGCCUUGGCCUGUAGUUCCACAGCCUGUGGUGGGAGGAUGUGCUGUGCCAGGGCUGGCUCUUGCCAGGCUGGCCAAGGGAGGAGGGAGCCCAAGGUGGGGACAGCCCAGAUCUGGAGGUGGGAAGGAGAGGGCAGCCCAUGGAAUAGCUGCCCCAGCCUCAUCCAAUGGGACUCUGGCUGCAGGGUGGCAACCAGCACCCAUCCCCAGGAGGAACAGAUUGUCUCUGUCCCCACAGUGGGGACUGUGGCCCUGGGCAGUCCCAGUGCCUGCAGAGGACUGUCAGUUGCCCAGCUCUCUGUGGAAUGUAAUGAGGAGGGUUCAGCCAGGCAUUGGGUUGUCACCUACCCAUCAGCUACCUAUGGCCAUGAGCCAGGGUGGCCCGUAGGGCUGGGGGCUUGAGCAGGGGGCUUAGGAUUUGAGGUUCCCUUGCUGCAGCCUAUGGCUGUUGCCUGUUUGCUGCCCCAGGAUGUGUUUGGCUCCUGCUGCCUGUUACAGCUCCCUCUCACCCCAUCCUCCUGGGCAGGGAAAUUAAAAGGCUUCAA
This is a messenger RNA of Lepidothrix coronata (blue-crowned manakin), 2177 nucleotides long. Its product is annotated as somatomedin-B and thrombospondin type-1 domain-containing protein-like. The record is from RefSeq and is a predicted model, not a curated record. The transcript has 6 exons. Lineage: Eukaryota; Metazoa; Chordata; Aves; Passeriformes; Pipridae. Bases 32 to 1120 code for a protein of 362 amino acids.